AUGGCAGCUCCUGUAAAGAUGGACGAAUUGCUAGUAUCGUGGCUUGGUAGCGACGACGUCUAUAAUAAUGUCCUGGAGUUAAUUGACGAGUAUCGUGUGCAACGAAAGCAACAAGAGAUGAUACAACGCAAUAAACUGACGCCACCGACCUCUCCAAAGCAAGAGGAGAAAACCGAUGCUUCAGAAGAGCCUACUCGAAGUGUAGCUAUCCCGAGGUUUCAUCCACUGAAGAUCAAUACAGGGAAGCAACUGCGAAGAAGACGUACAUUUCCAAACCAGUGCGAAACUUGGGAGCCGUUCACAGGCGAGUCAGUUGUUGAGAGUACUGAUCCACGUCAACUAUCGGAGGCUAAAGAAGCUGACCAAGCGCCCAUACUUUGUGUGAGAGAUCAAGUCUUACAUAUGCUUCCUGACCUUCAUAUCGUUCCAUCUGAAAACGUCAUUGCAUUCCCACUGGAGUCCUUCGUCCGCAUUACAAGAGAACUGUGUCGAUUUCCUUCCUUCUUCAACGCCCCCCUUUAUCAACGAAUCCUCAAUUUGUGGAAUGCGGAAAAUCCCUCUGAAAAUCAAGCCUCAAUUGUGACAUUGGAUAUUUUGGAAUGGUUCUGGAAGACUGAAAUGGAACCUUUCGAUUCUCCAGAGCGGUUUUUUCGGCUCGUCAAGCAACCGUGUCAAGACUGCAUUCUCAGAGACGACUUCUUACCCUUUAUCAAAGCAUUGCUCAACGAUCAUCCAGGCUUGGAAUUUUUGUCUAAUCAUGCUGAAUUCCAAGAGAAGUAUGCAGUUACCGUCAUCACUAGAAUUUUCUAUUCGAUCAAUAAAUGUCACUCAGGGCGCAUAACAUCCCGUCAGAUCCGUAGAUCUGAUAUUAUGGAAGCUUUUUCACGAGUAGACGAGGAAGAAGAUAUCAACAAGGUGACAAGAUACUUUAGCUACGAACACUUUUACGUGCUAUACUGUCGUUUUUGGGAGCUUGACCACGACCGAGACUACCGCAUUACAAGGGAGGACUUGUUAAAAUAUGGAGACCACUCAUUAUCUCAUAUGAUCGUCGAUCGCAUCUUUGACGCAGCCCCUCGCCCAUUUGAAAACGACAGAUCCAACAAUGAGUUUUUGUCAUACGAAGACUUCAUUUUUUUCAUGCUUUCUGAGGAAGACAAAGCGAAUGAGGUAUCAGUGCGAUACUGGUUCAGUUGUGUUGAUGUGGAUGGGGAUGGGAAGCUGAACAAUAUGGAGAUGAGAUCAUUUUACGCUGUUCAACUUCAUCGAAUGCAAUGUAUGGGCCAUGAAAUUGUUCCAUUUGAAGAUAUGCUUUGCCAAAUGAUGGACAUGAUCAAACCAAAGAAUUCGGAUUAUUUGGUCGUAGAAGACUUUCUGCAACCAGAGUGCUCACAAGUCUCAGGUGCUUUGUUUGACGCUCUAUUUAAUCUCAACAAGUAUCUUAUGUUUGAGCAGCGGGAUCCUUUUGCUGAGCGUCAGAAACGGGAAGAUGAAUUUGAAACGGAUUGGGACCGAUUCGCAUGCAUUGAUUACAAUCGCCUGGCAAUGGAAGAAGAAGCUCGGGAAGAAGAGGCAAUUGAGAUCGACUGGGUUACUGUAGACGAAGAUAGCAACCGUCACAAUGAAGUCGGAGGUUGA
Molecule: messenger RNA, 1638 nt
Organism: Cylindrotheca closterium
Lineage: Eukaryota; Bacillariophyta; Bacillariophyceae; Bacillariales; Bacillariaceae
Source: the annotation of a GenBank genome assembly